AUGUCAUCUCUACUUCACUUGAAAUUAGAUGGAAUCAGAAGUUAUUGUCAUGUAGGCUAAGUUAAAGAUAAUAAUAGAAAAGCAGCAUAACAAUCUUAAUCUAUAUUUUUUAAAUAACCUCUCACUCUUAUUUGGGGUCAUAAUGGGAGUGGAAAGACAGUAAUAAUUUAUGAUUAAAAUAGACAAUUAUUGAAGCUUUAAGGACUAUUACUACUGGAAUGUAGCCUCCAAAUUCUGAGAAGUAUUCAAUUUUACUAUUUCCUUAGAGGCAGAAGUUUCUUAACUGAUAGUCAUUUACUUGGAUAAAGUAAGACCGAUGCUUGUAUUGAACUUGGUUUUAAGUCAAUUAAUAAUCGUGAGAUUGUUGCUCGUAAACAUUUUAGUAUUGUAUAUGAUUCUCCUAAUUCUUGUAAAUUUUCCUCACUAAGAUCUACCCUAUAAACUAAAUCAUUAGAGACUGAUAAAUUAGAAACAUUGCAUUCCACUUGUGCCAAUAUUGAAAAAUAAAUUCCUUGCUUUCUAGGUGUCUCUAUUCCUAUUCUAAAUAAUGUUCUUUUAUGUCAUUAAGAAGAGCAACUCUGGAUGUUUAGUGAUAACUCUACUCUUAAAGGAAUUUUCGAUGAACUAUUUGAAACUACUGAUUUAGUUAAUAUUGAGAUUAAAUUGAGGGAAUAACUUAAAGAAGCUGAAAGCAAGGCAAAAAUACUCAUGGAAAAAGUUGAAUUCUCCAAAAGAGACAUGGAUGAUGGGCAACGUUAAAGAUCCAAUCUUUAGAAUUAAUUAGAAGAAAAAUAUAAAGAAAUUAAAGUUAUACAAGAAAUUAAUUAAUAAAUUAACUUAAUCUAAAUUUCAAAUAUCGAUUUCAAUAUCAUUUAGUAAAAAAUGAGUGAAUAUGCUGAUUUAAUUGCUUACAGAAAUUCAAUCCAAGAAAAUAAAAUUCUAUUAUAAUUAGAUCAUAUUGAUUUAAAUCAAUUAUCAUAAUAUGAUUAUGUGAUUACCACUAUGAAGUCAUUAGAGAUUGACUUAAGAACUACUUAAGAAAUUCUUAAAUCUAGUGAAAUUAAUUUAGAAAAUAAAAAAAUAGAAUUACAGGACCUUUAAAUUGAUACUUCUAUAGAAACAUUAAAAUAAGAAAUUAAAUUAAUUAGAGAUUCUGUUAAAUCUAUAUUUAUGUUUUAAAAUAAUAUUUCUGAUGAAAAUUUAUUAAAAUUAGUUAAAGAAAAAAUCAAUCAAACUAAAAUCGAUUUGUAAUAAGAGUAAUAAAAAUAACAACAAAUGUAGUCCAAUUUUUAAACUAAAAUCUCUAACUUAAAUGAGAAAAGAUAAAAGUAUUUCAUUGAAGUUAAAAUAAAUGAAACAUAAAGAAAUGAAUAGCUUAAAUUAAAAGAUCAAAUCUCGAAAGAUAUUAAAAAUAAAGAAAUGCUCUUAUAAUAAUUAAAUUUCCAAAAAAAAUAAGCUGAAUAAUUAGAAGUUCAAAUAAAAGAAAAAUAAAAAUUCAAAUCAGAAUUUGAAUAAAUUAAUUAAGAUCUUAUUGAUUGUUAUGAUAUUACAUAGAAAAAUUAAUAAAUUAGUUCUUACUAAGAAUUAGUUAAGAAAAUUUCUGAUCUAGAAGAAAACAUCUCAUCAAAAACUACAAAAAUAGAUCUAUUAAUUAGAGAAAAUGGCUGGAGGGCUAUGAUUAAAAUAAAUGGAUCUAAAUUAGAAAGAGAUAUUUCAAUUUCAAAAUGUGAAGAAUCUAUUAAACAAAAGAUUUAAUAAAUUAAAACUUAAAUGGCAAAAGAUUAAGCUUAAAUUAAAUUUUUAAACGAUCAAAAGGAUGAAUUAAAAACUUUACUAUCUAUAAAUAAAGCAAUUAAAUAUGAUCCAUCAGAAUUAGAUAAUUUAAAAAAACAACUCAGAGAAGUUAAAGAAAACAAAAUAAAAUAUAUAUUCAAUUAAACAGAAUUCAUUGAUUAAUAUGUAUGUAUCGAUAAUUAUUAAGAUUGCUAGUUCCAGACAAUCUGGAAAAUGUUUACUAUGUUUAAAACCUACAGAUUAAAGUUGUUUUGAUUUGCUAAAGCAUCGAGUAUAACAAAACUUACCAAAAACGAAAUCUAAAAUUAAUGAAUUUGAAUUAUAAAUCAACAGUCUAAAAGCUGAAAAAGAUAAGAUUUAAUAGGGAAUGCAAAACAAUUAACAUUUAGAAAAAAUUAAAUAAUUAGAUUCUCAGAUAGCAGAGAUUUAAGCAAGUUAGAGAGAUUCUGUUGUUGGUGAUACGUUAAUGUAAUUGGAAAAAAAUCUUUAAGAUAUUACGGUAUUAAGAUAAUUGUUUGGAAAUGAAGAAGAAAACCAAAAGGAAUUAUUAUUAAUUUAAAAAAUUUCACUUGAAAGAGAAAAUCCAUAUUUAAAAGGAUCUCUUAAAUUAUCAAAUAAUCCUUAUAAUUAAAUUUAACUUUAAAGAGCUAAAUCAGAAAUUUAAAACAAAUUAAAAUAAUAUGAAGGUUUAACUGAAAAUUAUGAGAAUCCUAAAUAAAUAUAAGAUAAUAUUUUAAGAGUUUAAACAGAAUUAAAUUAACUUAAAUUAUAAAAUUAAAAAAUAGUUGUUUUAGAACUUGAUGAUAAAUCCGUUGAAAUUUAUGAGAUUGAAUCUCUAUUAAAUAAAUUAGAACUAGAAUAAAAUUAAUAAAAUGAUCAAUAUAUGGAGUUAAUUUUAUUUUAGAAACAACUUCUAAAUAAUUUAGAAUCAAUUCAACCUUAAUUUGAAUAAAAAAUAUUAAAGAAAUAAGACUUAAUGAAUAAAAGUAAGAAUAAUUAUAAAUACGCUGAUUAUAUUCAAAAGUUAUAGUUAGAGAUUUAAGGGGAGAUGGAUAAAAUUAAGUAACUAGAAUUAGAAAUUUAGCAAAAAUAACAGAAACUAAAAUAAUAUUAAGAAUUAUAAGAUUACAUCUAGAAACUGUAAAAAUGGCAGAACUUUGAGGAAGCAGAAGAGAAACUAAAUUAAUAAAUAGAAGUUGUACAAUAAGAAAUUUAAAAUCUCUAAAAUGAAUAUCAAUAAUAAUAAAUAAAUAUAACAAAAAAGGAUAAAUUAAAAUUAGAAUAUGAUUUAAGAAAGUCAAAGUUAGAAUAAAGUUUUUAAACAUCUUUGGAUUAAAAAAAAGAUAUAAAUAAAAGAUAUGAUGGAACAGAGCAAAAAAGACUUGAAUUAUUAUGCGAAUUGGUGGCAAAUUAAUAAUUUAUUAGUGAUUUAAGGAAAUAUUUAUCAAUUUUAGAGUCUACAAUGUUAGAAUGUCAUGGUUAGAAGAUGAAAGAAAUAAAUAAAUUUUUGUUUGAUACUUGGCAAGUAAAUAUAUAAUAAUAUAAUUUAGAAAAUUUAUAAUGGAUAAGAUAUUAAAUUUAUAGAAGUAAAAUUUGAUGAAAUUCCAAAUUAGAAGAAAAUAUCGAAAAAGUACAAUUACAGAUUAGUAAUGAGAACAAUGAAUAAUACAGAAAUAGAUAUGAAAGGCAGAUGUUCUAUGGGUUAAAAGAUGCUUGCAUCAAUUGUUUUUAGAAUGGCUUUGGCUGAAUGUUUUGGUAGUAAUUGUUGUUUUUUGGCUUUAGACGAGCCAACUUCAAAUUUAGAUAGGAAACAUAUAAAAAGUAAUAAAUAUUUAAAUAAAAUAGCACUGGCUGAAUAACUUAAUUCAUUAAUAGAACUGAUGAAAUAACAUGAAUAAUAAAUAUAGUUGAUUAUAAUUACUCAUGAUAUGGAUUUAGUGAAAUUAUUAAAAAUGCAUGCUGAUUCAUAUUACAUGAUAAGUAAGAAAGAAAAUGGUUUUUCAUGUAUAGAAGAAAGAAAAAUCGAGGAGCUUAAAUGAAAAACUA
This is a messenger RNA of Paramecium sonneborni, 3840 nucleotides long. The record is from the annotation of a GenBank genome assembly. NCBI's taxonomy places the organism in Eukaryota, Ciliophora, Oligohymenophorea, Peniculida, Parameciidae.